Messenger RNA from Larimichthys crocea (large yellow croaker), 2700 nucleotides. Its product is annotated as meprin A subunit beta. Lineage: Eukaryota; Metazoa; Chordata; Actinopteri; Sciaenidae. Gene Ontology annotation, biological process: proteolysis. The record is from RefSeq and is a predicted model, not a curated record. The transcript is spliced from 19 exons. The annotation marks the transcript as partial. Gene Ontology annotation, molecular function: metalloendopeptidase activity; protein binding; zinc ion binding. Gene Ontology annotation, cellular component: membrane.
CUACAGGAUGAACCAAUAAUAGUGGACGUUGGUGAAGACAAGGACAUUACAGAAAUAAACAAGGAUUUGGGGCAUGAUGAUAUUCUUGAGCCACCAAACAUACAAAGGAGUGCUGUUAACACUGAGAGCAGUCUUUGGUCGGAUGGAGUUCCAUAUGUUUUGGACAAGAGCCUUGAGAUGAAUGCUAAAGGAAUCAUCCUGAGAGCCUUUGAGCAGUUUGGGCUGAAGUCAUGCAUUGCUUUCAGACCAAGGGAUUCUGAGAAGUAUUACAUUUCUGUCCAAAAAUUAGACGGAUGUUUUUCAUAUGUUGGGAAAGCAAUACCCAAUGGACAGCCGCUCUCCAUCGGGAGAUACUGUGAUGAGAUUUCCACCGUUGAACAUGAGUUCCUCCAUGCUCUUGGCUUCUACCAUGAACAGUCCAGAUAUGACAGAGAUAAUUUUGUGACCAUUGUAUUCGAGAACAUCAUAGAAGGUUAUGAAAAUAACUUUCAAAAAGUUAGCAAUGAGUCCAGCACCACCAACGGAGUCCCAUACGACUACUGGUCAGUGAUGCAUUAUGGCAAAAAUGCAUUCUCCAAUGGCAAUGGGUCAACAAUUAUUACCAAAGAUCCAAAAUUCCAGGAUGUUAUUGGUCAAAGAAAGGAAAUGAGUCCCAGUGAUGUUUUGGAGCUGAACCGCCUCUACAAAUGCAACUCGACCAUUGCAUUUAAGAUGCACUGCAGCUUUUCUAAUGGGGGCAUGUGCCAAAUGAAUCGCUGCUCACAGAAUGGCACUGGCUGGCAAAUGGUUAUGAGUGUUUCUGGAGGUCCAAACUCUGAUCACACCAAUCUACCCGGGGGCAGUGGUGAUCAUAGUGGUCAAGAUGCAGGUUACUUCAUGCAUGCGAGCACAGCAUCAGGUAAGGAAGGAGACUCGGCCUGGCUGGAAACCAAGAGGAUGAGUCCUACUAGGAAGUGUCAUAACCAGUGUCUCCAAUUCUACUAUUACCACACUGGCAAUGAGGCAGAUCAACUUAACAUCUGGAUCAGAGAGUUUCAAGAUGAGCAGGAUGUCAAAGGAACUCUUCGCCUCAUGGGACAGAUCACUGGUUCACCUAAAUCUUACUGGCAACUCCAUCAUGUUUCCCUGAAUGCCACCAAGCACUUCCAGGUGGUGUUUGAGUCUCGUAAAGGAGCAGGCAGCUCUUCGGGUGGAUUCUCAAUCGAUGACAUUAAUUUGUCUGAGACUGAAUGUCCUCAUUUAACCAUGCAGAUUAACGAUUUUGGCAACCUUUUGAACACUAGUGGUUAUGCAACGCCUAUAUACAGCGCACGGCAGUACUCCAGAGGGGGCUAUGCUUACAGGAUUGGGAUUGUUCUGUACAAGUCAUUUUUUGGACUGUUUGUGCAACUGUUGUCUGGUAAAUAUGACGACCAGCUGGAGUGGCCUUGCGUAAAUAGGCAGGUGACCUUCCAAAUGGUGGACCAGAACCCCAACAUCCAGCAGCAAAUGUCCAAGCAAAGAAGUAUCACCACUGACUUAAGUCAGUUAAAUAAUGGUAACUAUAGAUGGGACAAUCCUCGGAAGUUUGGAAAUUCAUUUGUGGAGAAUAAUGAGACCAUCUUUGCUGGGAGACUGUUUGGCAAAACCUAUUUUGCAUCUUUGGAAGAAUUAAACUUCAGAGAGUACCUCAAGGGGGGAAGUGCCGCUUUCGUCUUCAGCUUCCAAGAUAUCACACCUCUAGUUAAUGGAAGUACUCUACCAUGUCCUAAAGUGGGACCAGUGGAGGUUAAACAUCCUCCCAGAAACAUGGAUGAAGGUCCAUGUGCAACACGGAUCCUUACCACCACCAAACCACCUCCUAAAACAACAGAUGAUGACAGGAUCUUCACCACCACCAAACCACCUCCUAAAACAACAGAUGAUGACAGGAUCUUCACCACCACCAAACCACCUCCUAAAACAACAGAUGAUGACAGGAUCCUCACCACCAAACCACCUCCUAAAACAACAGAUGAUGACAGGAUCUUAACCCCCAAACCACCUCCUAAAACAACAGAUGAUGACAGCAUUUUUUGCGUCUCUCCUGGUUUGGUGGCUUCUCCUGUCCUCACCCUCCUGGUUGCACUGAUGCUUGUCAUACAUCGUUGAUGUGUGUCCUCCAUCAACAUCUCACAUUCGCACAUGGACAGGGCUAGCAAAUUUGCCACUGGCUGAGAAAGUGAUUUUUACUUUUUAUUAAAUGCUUUUUGUUGUUUCACUGCUUAUAUAAGGAACUAAUAAAUAGGUAAUGGACAAUGAGUAAAGAAUUAAUGGCACUAUAAAUUAGGUGUGACAUAUAUUUGUUGGUAUUUGGAUUAUCUUUUGUGGGUUAAUCAUGGAAUUGUAAAUAUUGGUUUGUUUGAUUUUUUUUAUAGCCCUGCAGUCUUUAAUCUGCUUUUUAAAAAGGGGUUUUGUGAGAGGUUGUUGUUGCAUAUCAAGGACACAUACACAGUGCACAGUUUGAUGUGAAAUUACAUUUUUUGCAAUGCUUCUUGAUUCACAAGAAUAGUAUAUUUGAGAAUCAUAGAAAAUGUCUGCAGUAACAUGGUUUGGUCAUGAGAAAAUGAUUGCAUUGUGUGGGAAAAUCUUUAUUCUUUAUUUUUAAAUCAGUAGAUUAUUGUGUGGGAUUUUGUGGGAAUUUUUUGAAGCUUUCAAAUAAAACAAUUUUUCAAAGCAAAA